This is a messenger RNA of Thlaspi arvense, 864 nucleotides long. NCBI's taxonomy places the organism in Eukaryota, Viridiplantae, Streptophyta, Magnoliopsida, Brassicales, Brassicaceae. The record is from the annotation of a GenBank genome assembly.
AUGGAUAUGGAGGAUCAAAAGCAGAUAAAUUUCACGUUUGAAGUAGAUAACUUUUUGGAGAAGGAAUCGAUGAUAUCAUCACCAAACUUCUUAAGCGGCGGCUGCGAAUGGUUUGUUAAUGUUCAUCCCAAAGGACACGAUUUUGAAGAUCACUUGUCUCUGUUCCUUUGCGUUGCGAAUCCUGAAACAUUACGACUUGGAUGGAAAAGACGAGCUAGUUUUUCCUUUGUUCUGUUGACUCAAUCAGGAAAAGAGCUCUGCAAACUAAAAGAAGAAUCGUGCAAGUUGUUCUGCGCUCAGUUCUCACGAUGUGGUUGGAAAAAGGCCGUGCCUCUUAAAAUGCUCCACGAAAAAGUGUGUGGGCUUUUCAAGAAGCACCCGGACAUUGCAACAAAUUUCAAACCAAAGAACCAACUAGUGAAGACUGCAUACAUGAAUAUCCUCCUUGGUCACAUCGAGGCAUUGGACAAACCUCCACAUAGCUUAUCCGAUGCUGAGCUAAGCAACGCUUACAGAGACUUGAUCGAGCUAACAGAAGCAGGCUUCAAGCUAGACUGGUUGAAGAAAAAGCUUUGUAAAGUUAUCAAGGAGAGGGAGAAAAAUGCUGAUGGGUUACGAGUCCAGGAACACAUCAAGACUCUCAACAUUAAGCUGAACCAGGAGAAGGUGAAAUCUGCUACUUCUGCUAAUAAAGAUUUUUCAAUGGAACAGACGAUGUGGAAUCACAAAGCUGAGCUGGACAAGGAGAAAGCCAAGUCUUCUACUUCUGCUGCUAAAGACUGGCUCGAGGACGUUGUUCACUCUUGGAAUAAGUGGAAACUAAGAGUGGGAUUUACUGAUCUUGGUUAUAAAAAAAUUGACUGA